Molecule: messenger RNA, 2557 nt
Organism: Chenopodium quinoa (quinoa)
Lineage: Eukaryota; Viridiplantae; Streptophyta; Magnoliopsida; Caryophyllales; Amaranthaceae
Product: pentatricopeptide repeat-containing protein At5g25630-like
Exons: 4
Coding region: 326-2191 (621 amino acids)
Molecular function (GO): protein binding
Source: RefSeq, a predicted model, not a curated record
AAGGCUAAGAACUUGGACAAUUUCUAAUUAUCCAAACUCCAAUAUAUCUCCGAAUCCCUUGUAACAAUGUGUGUGGAUAGUAACAUCCCACUACCCACACGUCACUAAUCAUCUCAGUACUCCAUUUAUUCUGCUCAUUUUCAUCAUCUCCUUCUUUCUCUUUUCUUGCAAUUAAGAACACUUCAUCAUCAUCGUCAUCAUCAUUCAUCAGGAAAAAAAAAAAAAAAAAAUAUCAUGAUGGAGUGAUGAACCUGGGGUGUGUGUAAAGUAACAAGCUAUCUGGAAAUUUACUUUGAUAUCUGGAAGUAGUAUACUUGUGGAAGACAUGGCUCAUUUCUAUGCUCUGCUCAAGCCCCCAGAAGGAGCUUCUGUCACAAAGAGAGAAAUGGUUCAACCAAUACCAGCAAAGGGACAAAAAAUAGAUGUUAUCCAGCUAUACCCAGAUCCGGAAUCAGUUUGUUGUGCCUCAUGUUUGAAAAAAUCUAGUUGCAAAAUAGUCCGUACUAAAACAAAGAUGAUGAACAUUUUGCUAGAAAAAGGAAAGGCUGAAGAUGCCCUGUCAAUGUUUGAGCAGUUAAUUAAAGAUGGACACAUUCCAUCACUGAUAACAUACACUACUCUAUUAGCUGUUUUGACAAUUCUGAAACGCUUUGAAUUCAUACACCCAAUCAUCUCCCAGGUUGAGAAAAAUGGGAUGAAUCCUGAUUCUGUGUUUUUCAAUGCUGUUAUAAAUGCAUUUGCAGAAUCAGGAAAUAUGGAGGAAGCUAUGAAAGCUUUUCUGAAAAUGAAAGAUAAUGGAUACAGACCUAGUACCAGCACCUACAACACAUUGAUUAAAGGGUUCGGCAUUGCUGGUUAUCCGGAAGAAUCAAUGAAAUUGCUUGAACAGAUGUCCAUAAAUGGAAUGGCAAAACCCAAUCUCAGGUCAUACAAUGUAUUGGUUAGGGCUUGGUGUAGCAAGGGAAAUAUUACACAGGCAUGGAAUGUAGUCCACAAAAUGAUGGCUUCUGGCCUGAAACCAGAUACUGUUACCUACAAUACUCUAGCAACAGCUUAUGUUCAGAAUGGUGAAACUAAGCUGGCAGAGGAGAUGAUAUCGGAGAUGCUAAGCAACAAUGUACAACCGAAUGAAAGAACUAGCUGUAUCAUAUCAAGUGGAUAUUGUAAAGAAGGUAAAUUGAGGGAUGCUAUAAGAUUUGUUAAUAAGAUGAAAGGACUUAAAGGGCGUCCCAAUCUUGUCAUUUUCAAUUCUUUGAUCAAAGGCUUUCUGGACAAUACAGACCGGGAGGGGGUUGAUGAGGUUUUGAGAUUAAUGGAAGAAUAUGGACUGAAACCAGAUGUGAUUACAUGUAGCACAAUCAUGAACGCAUGGAGUGCUGCAGGUUUUAUGGACAAGUGCCAAGAAAUAUUUGAUCAUAUGGUUAAAUCUGGAAUCAAACCUGAUGCUCAUGCAUAUAGCAUUCUCGCUAAAGGUUAUACACGUGCAAGAGAACCUGAGAAGGCCGAGGAAAUACUAAACCAUAUGAUAAAUAUGGGUCUCCAUCCUAAUGUUGUGAUGUUCACAACUGUAAUCAAUGGCUGGUGCAGUACAGGAAAUAUGGAAUGUGCUAACAAAAUCUUCAAGAAUAUGUGUGAUAAUGGGGUAUCACCAAAUCUGAAAACCUUUGAAACACUAAUUUGGGGAUAUGGAGAGGCAAAGCAACCGUGGAAAUCUGAAGAAAUGCUUCAGAUGAUGGAAGAAUUCGGUGUCCAGCCUGAAGAAAGCACCUUCACACUCAUUGCUGAAGCUUGGCAAGCUGCUGGCGUAGCUAAAGAAGUGGGUAGAGUUCUUGUUUCUGCAAGAAACCAGGUAUUGACUGAUCAAAGAAAUAGCACUGAGGAGCUGCCAGUUGUAAGUUCAGAAGAUGUAUAUCAGAAACAACUGUCUAACUCAUCUUAUUCUGACAUGUUAUUGACAACCAACGGAGCUAUUGGUGAUUCUAAAGGGUCUGGCCCUAGUACCAUUAAAAGCCGAUUGGUACUAAGAGAUGCAUCAGAACCUCCCUGGAAUAAUUCUGCUAAGUCCAUUAAUGCUGCUCAAGCUUGUCGAUUUGGGACCAGACCACCCAUCAUUUGUCGGAAGCAAUCUCAUGGGCAGCCAAGUUUGUACAGCCACCUUGCUCUGUCAUGUACAUUGGUUUUCUUGAACUGAGAGAAUUUGGGUGUUCCACAUCUUGGAAUGUUACAGGGGUGAAUACUCGUUUGACACCCAUUUAAUGUUGUAGAUACUAAGGUCUCCCUGUUCAGCCAGUUCCACUAAUGUUGUAGCUUACUGAGCAUAUUGAGUUGCUUAGUUAGGUACAAAUUUUGGUUGUACAGAAAGCAAAAAAACUGUAAAGGGCAUUUUGUUAAUGUCAUGAAAUUACUCAUUACUUCAGAGAUGUAUUAUUUUUAGUCUCAAAUACUCUAUUUUCCCACUGGUUGUAUAUUAAACCCACGCAGAGAGUUCGUACAUACCUGUAUUUUGGUCAUUGUUAUGACAGAAAUAUAUGAGACGCAGGCAAAAGAAAUUAAAAUA